Messenger RNA from Rattus norvegicus (Norway rat), 1001 nucleotides. RefSeq lists its product as uncharacterized. Lineage: Eukaryota; Metazoa; Chordata; Mammalia; Rodentia; Muridae. The record is from RefSeq and is a predicted model, not a curated record.
CUGAGUCUGGCGGUUACAAGCUAAGACAUGUUUUCCCAUCUUCGCAAGCGUUUUGGGAGGGGGAACGUCGAUUGUGGAGAGACUAAAGUGAAGGAGUCUGGCCUUUCGUCUCAAAGUAAUGAUGGACAAAGACAGCACUUCUGGGGAAUGUGGAACAUUGGGAGAGAAACAUCAUCCCCUGGCCCUGAACUAAGCAAGAAUCAGGCCAUGAAGGAAAAGGAGAGGCUGAUUAAAGAGCUGCAGCUCAUUACCGAGGAGAGAAAUGACCUGAGAGAUCGCCUGAGGUUUCUGACAGAGAGAUCCAUGAAGAACAGGCCACACUUCAGGCCAAAUCCAUAUUAUGAAGACCUGGAGAGAAUGGAGGAGGCGGUCAUGUCAAUUUUGCACAACUUAGAGAUGGAGAACACUGAGGUCCAUGAGAACAACCAUAAGCUGAAGAAGGAGAUUACCUUCUCUAGAAACCUGCUCAGCCAGCUCCUGAUGGAGAACACAUGUAGGAAGAAGGUGGUCCCACUGAAGCAGGAGAGCAAGGAGGUACAUCUUGAUUGUGCACUGAACCAGAAAUAUUUGGUUGACUUCAACAAGAAAGAUAAAGACCAUCAACGGCCAGAACCAGCAUUAUCAGGUCUCAGAAAGUGCAAGAGAGCUGGAAUUGGACACACCCCAGUAAGAGAGCUUCCUGAAGAAUAAGUUGCUUUCUUAGGAGUCCCUGAUGACCAACAUCCUGAAUGAAAACAGCACUUGAGAGACAACUUGGGGGACCGCCUUUCAUUAUGUGUGCUAGAGGAGAAACAGCAAUACGUCUGUGCUUCUAAAUGUUCGUUAAGAAUAUGCUUUUAGAAAUAUUUUUGUUAUGAUUUUAAUUGAAGUUUUCUUUUUGUUGUUUCAUAUUUAUAUGUUCUUGUUACUAUUUUUACUUUCAAAUAUUUUUAAAUAUUUUUAUUCAUUUUAAUCCUGUUUUGUUGUAAAAAUGUAUUUGUUAUGAAUAAAAAUUGAAUUCU